AGAAAGCCGAAAGUAGCCGAUUCUUAAUGUAAAAAGCAACCGAAUGUUUUCUGCCUUUUUCAGUAUUAGCUUUGCUUAUAAUUCAUAAGAUUGUCAUAAAGAAUGUUUAGCAGUAAGAGCUACCUGGAAAGGAAGACAGGCCCGUAUGGUGUAGGCCGACUUAGUUAUCUCCAGUCGCUUGUCAAUGAGUAUCAGAACACAGACGAUGAUGACGCGAAGACCCAGAUAAUAGGGAACCUGGCAAACUUUGCUUAUGAUCCAAUCAACUAUGAAUAUAUGAAGGCACUGAACGUACUGGAUCUGUUCCUUGAUGGUUUGGAAGACCCAGAUGAUAAAAUAGUGGAAUUUGCUAUUAGUGGCAUAUGUAAUGCAUGUAACUAUCCUGUCAAUAAGAAACACAUAAUUGACAACGGCGGUGUGAAGAUGGUUAUAAACUGCCUGUCCAGGCCGUCAGAAGACACCGUGCUUUCAGCCAUUACUUCAUUGAUAUACUUGAUUUGUCCAGAGACGAAGACAGAAAUAGUAAGUCUUCCUGUGGUAGAAUGUAUGCUGAGACUUUCAAAGGCCAAAAAUCCCAAACUCAAAAACCUUGCAACAAUUUUUAUCGAGGAUCAUUGUGACCCUAGUGUUGUGGUAGAAGCGCAGAAGAUUCAACAAAGACACUUUCAUAUUCCUUCAACUGUGUCAUCAUGAUAAAACCCAAAUUUUCUUUAUGUCAUGAUGCACUUUGUUUUUAAAAAGAAGAUAUCAUUAUUAUGUACUUUUUGAGUACUGUUUUGUUCAUCAUAAUGUCAUAAGACCUUAACCAUAGUAAUGUGAUGGAAGUUGAAAUACACAGUUGAAGAUGUC
Molecule: messenger RNA, 849 nt
Organism: Dreissena polymorpha
Lineage: Eukaryota; Metazoa; Mollusca; Bivalvia; Myida; Dreissenidae
Product: armadillo repeat-containing protein 7-like
Exons: 2
Coding region: 103-693 (196 amino acids)
Source: RefSeq, a predicted model, not a curated record